This is a messenger RNA of Pelobates fuscus (common spadefoot toad), 1093 nucleotides long. RefSeq names its product transmembrane protease serine 12-like. Gene Ontology annotation, biological process: proteolysis. The transcript has a single exon. NCBI's taxonomy places the organism in Eukaryota, Metazoa, Chordata, Amphibia, Anura, Pelobatidae. The record is from RefSeq and is a predicted model, not a curated record. Gene Ontology annotation, molecular function: serine-type endopeptidase activity. The coding region runs from base 1 to 942 and encodes 313 amino acids.
AUGGAGCUGGCAGUGUGCACAGUGCUCUUCCUGGCAUUUGCCAUCCUGCCGAUUAAAACUGAUAAAUGCGGCAUUAGCCCGGUGGCAGAGAAAGCCGGAUCUCGGAUUGUAGGUGGCCGUGAGGCAGAGCCAGAUUCUUGGCCCUGGCAAGUCAGCGUUCAGUUUUACUAUGGAUUUCUGGUGUACAGACAUAUCUGUGGAGGCUCCCUGAUCAAUAACGGUUGGGUGAUGUCGGCCGCACACUGCUUUUUGGAAAGGAAACAGGCUGCAGAUUGGAGGGUCGUGUUCGGCUUACAUGUAUUAUCAAAGCCCGGUAGAGCUAAGGUGUCGUUAAUUCAAUAUAUCGUCAUCCACCCGCUGUUCAGCAUUAGCUCCAUGGAUAACGACAUUGCGCUGCUGAGACUCAGCAAAGACGUGACAUUCACUAAGUACAUUAGUCCGAUCUGCUUGCCAUCGUCAAGAAUGCAGAUCGACCCAGCGGCGGUCUGCUAUAUCACGGGAUGGGGCACGCUCGCCUAUGGGGGCCCCGGAGCGGACGUUUUGCAAGAAGCUGAGGUAGACCUCAUACCCACGGAAAUGUGCAACAGGACCGGAUGGUAUAACGGUAUAAUCACUAAGAAUAUGGUCUGCGCUGGGUAUGAAAGAGGGGGCGUUGAUGCGUGUCAAGGUGACAGCGGAGGACCCCUGGCGUGCUAUAUUCCGGAGACAGAUAACUUCUACUUAGUCGGGAUAACGAGUUUUGGCUACGGCUGCGCGCAGGCAAAUUUCCCCGGCGUCUACACGCGUGUCUCCAACUAUGAUAACUGGACAAAAUUGCCUAUUGCUCGCGCAUGCGGUGGGGCGGAAAGUGUGAAAGGAGUGAAGUUUAACUACAAAUUCAAUGACAUGCAGUUUUGCCUUAAUUUCUUCAUAGCUGUGUACUGGUUUAUAUUCUUUACCUAGCAUCACACACGGCCUCACGCUGAGCCUGGAGCGGGUUUCUCCGGUGUUUUUACUAAUUUCUUUAAACUGCUUGUUUCUUUCUUGUUUAAAAAAAAAAAACUGUUUUAAUUUAGUUUGACAACUGUGAAAUCUGUUUAUGUUCAUGCCUGAU